Olea europaea var. sylvestris is the source of this 2181-nucleotide messenger RNA. RefSeq lists its product as uncharacterized. NCBI's taxonomy places the organism in Eukaryota, Viridiplantae, Streptophyta, Magnoliopsida, Lamiales, Oleaceae. The coding region runs from base 1 to 2181 and encodes 726 amino acids. Gene Ontology annotation, molecular function: zinc ion binding; nucleic acid binding. The record is from RefSeq and is a predicted model, not a curated record. The transcript is spliced from 6 exons.
AUGUUGGAGAGGGCUCAUGCUAUUUCAUAUCAAAGGAAUACAUUUGAACAAUAUUCCCAGCAGGGCAAGGAGUCAUGGGGGAAAAGGAAGUGGAAUGAUCAGAGCAAGGAUAGGCGUAACUGGCUGAAUAAAAGACCAAGCACAGGAGUUUACAUUGGUGGGACAAAUGGGACUGUUACACCUUGUCCUAAGUGUAAUAAAUCACAUAGGGGCAAAUGCUUAUUUGGGAAGAACAUAUGUUUCCGAUGUGGUAAGCCGGGGCAUAUCUCCUUGAAUUGUACAGAGCCUCCACGAAAGAAGAAUGAUGACCAGGACAAGAAUAAGAAAGGGAAGGCUCGAGUUUUUGCACUAAAUCAGCAUGAGGCGGAGCAAGAUCCGAACGUGAUAGCAAGUAUUUUGUUAUUAUCUGAUAUACCCGCCUAUGUACUUUUUAACUCUGGGGCUACAAAUUCUUUUAUCUCUACAUCAUUCGUUAUUAAGUCUGGCAUUGUAUGUGUGAAAAUGGAUAAUGCAUUAGAGGUUAGCAUUCCUUCAGGAAAAACUCUUUCUACAAAUGAGAUGACUAGGGCUACAAAGUUAGAGAUUGAUGGAAAUAUACUAAUGGCGGACUUAUACCUUUUGGAGAUGAAAGAUUUCGAUGUAAUUUUAGGCAUGGACUGGUUGGGACUCAAUCAUGCGACAAUUCGAUGUCAUAAGAAGGAAGUGUUAUUUCAUAAGGCAGGAGAAGAAGAGUUUCAUUUCUUUGGAGCAAAGUCCAAGACUCUACCACGUCUGGUGUCUGCCUUACAAGCGGAGAAGAUGCUGAGAAAGGAGUCAUGCCAUGGAUUCCUAGUUAAUAUUAAUGGACCCAAACAUACAGAAACAACCGUCAAAGAUAUUAAUGUUGUGCGAGACUUUGCAGACGUAUUCCCAGAAGACCUACCAGGUAUUCCACAAGAUAGGCAAGUGGAAUUCACAAUUGACUUAGUUCCCGGAGUGGCACUAGUGUCUAAGGCCCCGUACCGAAUGGCACCAAAAGAACUCCAAGAAUUGAAGCUACAAUUAGAAGAGUUGCUGGAAAAAGGUUUCAUUCGACCAAGCAUAUCUCCUUGGGGCACUCUAGUGCUUUUUUUAAGGGGUGCAAUGGUGUUUUCGAAGAUCGACUUAAGGUCGGGGUAUCAUCAGCUGAAGAUCAAGGCAAGUGAUAUACCGAAAACUGCUUUCAGGACUCGUUAUGGGCAUUAUGAAUUUACUGUCAUGCCUUUUAGUUUGACCAAUGCUCCAGCUGUAUUUAUGGAUCUCAUGAAUAGAGUAUUUCAUCAAUACUUAGACAAAUUUGUCAUAGUAUUUAUUGACGACAUACUUGUGUACUCAAAGGAUAAGAAGCAGCAUGAGGAACAACUUCCAAUAGUACUCAAAACUUUGAGAAAGGAGAAAUUAUAUGCCAAAUUCAAGAAGUACGAAUUUUGGCUUGAUUGCGUAGGUUUUCUUGGUCACGUGGUUACCGCCCAAGGAAUCGAAGUAGACCCUGCUAAAGUGGAAGCAGUAACAAAUUGGCCAAGGCUGACCAUUGUGGGUGAAGUCUGCAGUUUCUUGGGAUUGUCUGGCUAUUAUAGAAGAUUCAUUGAAGGCUUCUCAAGGAUAGCAGGACCGAUGACUCAUUUAACAAGAAAAGGUUCAGGGGAAUUUGUGAUCUACAGCGAUGCCUCCAAGCAGGGUUUGGGUUGUGUACUGAUGCAGCAUAGAAAGAAAAACUUGAUAAGGGACUUUGAGAAAUUGAGAUUGGAAGUUAUCACGCCACUAACUCAGACUACAGCAAUAGUAAGAGCGUUUAUGAUUCGGCCUACUCUUCGGGACGGAAUCAAGGAAGCACAAAUUAAGGAUCCAUCUCUACAAAAGAUAAAGGCUAAGGUUGGCACGAACAACCGAAUGGGAUUUGAAAUGUCUGCAGAUAAUGCGCUGACUUUCAAAGGAAGGUUAUGUGUGCCUAAAGAUGAAAGUAUAAGAAAUGAGAUACUGGAAGAGGCUCACUCUACCCCAUAUUCAGCACAUCCAGGUGGUCAAGGCAGAACACCAAAGGCCAUCAGGACUAUUGAAACCUUUGAAUAUUCCAGAAUGGAAGUGGGAACACAUAACGAUGAACUUUGUGGUAGGCCUUCCAAGGACAGCAAAAGGUCACAAUGCUAUUUAGGUAGUGGUUGA